Messenger RNA from Drosophila willistoni, 1975 nucleotides. Its product is annotated as ras-interacting protein RIP3. The coding region runs from base 54 to 1898 and encodes 614 amino acids. Gene Ontology annotation, molecular function: nucleosome binding; DNA binding. The transcript has 3 exons. The record is from RefSeq and is a predicted model, not a curated record. Gene Ontology annotation, cellular component: nucleus. Lineage: Eukaryota; Metazoa; Arthropoda; Insecta; Diptera; Drosophilidae.
AAAAUCAAACAAUCAAAAAAACUAAACGAAAAAACUAUUCAAAAAUAUCCAAAAUGGUUAUUCAACGCAGUUGGAAAAUCCUUAGUGAGACUGGCGGUGGCAGUCAAACCUCAUCAAAUCUCAAUGAUAAUCAACAACGUUCACCUUCGGGCCUGCAGCAGCAGUCAAUAAAUUCCUCUUCCGAUGAUUCAGAUUGCUCGAAUCAAACCACACAUUCAAUGGACACACGAAUGGCCAGUCCCUCACCCAUCGAUCAUCGCAAAUCACUCGAAUCGGACUCGAACAAUGAUACAUCCUCACUCUCGUUAUCUCUGCUCUGCGAAUCCAACUCAACAGAUACAGAGCCCUCCACCACAGUGAAAUAUGUAACCACUCCGGAUAUGGCCGAGUCCAUGUUGCAGCGAAUCCGACAGCGUUUGAGUGGCGCACAUAACAUUGAAAGCGGUGGCAGUGCCGAGUCUGCGAUGAGGGCCCUGGAAUUGCUCAGGAUUAGUGUACAGCAAUCGUUUGAUGCGGAAGUCAAUCAGAUUAUAAAGCGCUACAUGAAUAAUUACUUCAGACCUGCUUUUGGAAACAUCAAGGAGAAUUUGGGUCAACAUACUGUGAAUGAGGAAACCCUACGAAAAAUGUCAUCUUGCGCUCUACUGGAAAAUGCCAAAGCACAGUAUACAAAUUUUAUACGGCAACAACGUCUGAUUCCAGGUACCACAGAGCAGCAGCAACAACAGCAGCAGCAGCAGCAACAGCAUCAACAACAGCACCAACAGCAGCAGCAGCAACAACGUUUAAGUCUUAAAAGACCGGCCAAGCAAAAUGAUUUCAACAAUGGCAGCAAAAUGUUUGCCAAUAAUCUGGGUUACGCCACUGGAAAGCCAAUGCCCGCACAAAGUCAAUUGCUGUCCCAACAACAGCAGCAGCAACAACAACAUCAUCAGCAGCAGCAACAUCAAAACCCACAGCAACAAUCAAUGGGACAAACUCAUCCUCUCCAGCAACAACAGUCACAGCAGCAGCCAACUCAUAGGUCUUUAGUUACACCCAUUGUGGGCGGGACGCUGCCUACACCUGUGCGUCGUCAGAUCUUUUGGAAUACGGCCCAAAUUUCGACAACUACCAAAUUUGUAUUGGACGUACAGGCAAAUUUAGCCUUUGGUUUUGGCACCGAUGGCAAGGAGCGUUUGGCCAGCAAACAUCCGGAACUAAUACGUUAUCUGCCCGAUGCAGAGGAUCGGGAUUGGUUGGCAUCGCGCGGCAUUAUAUCGUCUGAGAAUCGUAGUUCUCGUUUCCUGUUUCUCAUCUACGACGAAGUUUGUCGUUUGCAGCAGUCGCAUGAACUUUAUCGCCACAAGACCAAUAUAGAUCUGAGCAUGAUGUUAACUUUUAGUGUCACCGAAGCGAUGAUACACAAAAUGAAGUUAUUCUUUGUUGAUUUAAAUAUCAAGAGUCGUGGCUUGAUCACCAAUUCGUAUAUCAUGGCCAACAAUCAACAGCAGCAGCAACAACAACAACAGCAAUCGACUGCAGGGUCUAAUAACAGUCACCUAAGGAAUGCCUUGCUUCAGGGAGUGGCAAUUCAACAGCAACAGCAGCAGACGACGACGACACCAACGCAAUCGGAGGAAGCUGCCAUUAAGGAUCAACUUAUGCCAGCUGCCUCACCCACACCCUGUCUUCAGGGACAAGUUGUCGGUAGCAGCAGCAACUCUACCGUUUCCCCGCUCAAAGCCAAGCUGGUGUCCAGUUCCACAUUGAGUUCAUCGCAUGCUACACUGACAGCUCUGUUAAACAAUGCCGGGGCAGGUCCAUCCUCUUCAACAUCGUCGUCGUCGUCAUCAUCAGCAUCAUCAUCAUCGGCGAGUGCUUCUACAACCAGUUCAGGCGGCAAGUUUAGAAACUAAUUAAACACCUUUCCAGGUAUUCUAAAUGUCCAAUUUCUAGCAAUAAAACUUACUUUCAUUGUAAUUAUUAACUGAAA